Salvelinus fontinalis (brook trout) is the source of this 2954-nucleotide messenger RNA. Its product is annotated as tripartite motif-containing protein 16-like. The transcript has 6 exons. NCBI's taxonomy places the organism in Eukaryota, Metazoa, Chordata, Actinopteri, Salmoniformes, Salmonidae. The record is from RefSeq and is a predicted model, not a curated record. Bases 10 to 1620 code for a protein of 536 amino acids. Gene Ontology annotation, molecular function: zinc ion binding; protein binding.
AGCACCAAAAUGGCAGAGAAUCAGGAACUGUUCUGUUGCUCCAUCUGUCUGGGUCAACUGAAGGAUCCGGUGACUACUGCCUGUGGACACAGUUACUGUAUGGGAUGUAUUAAAGAAUGCUGGGAUCAGGACGAUCUGAAAGGUUUCUACAGCUGUCCACAGUGCAGAGAGACCUUUAUCCCAAGGCCUGUUCUGAACAGGAGCACUGUGCUGGCUGAGCUGGUGGAGAAACACCGCUAUGCUGGACCUGGAGAUGUGGCGUGUGAUGUCUGCACUGGGACCAGAAAGCAGAAAGCCCUCAUGUCCUGUCUGGUGUGUCUGGCCUCUUACUGUGAGACUCACCUCCAACCUCACUAUGAAUUUCCUGCUUUCAAGAAGCACAAGCUGGUCAAAGCCACCGCACAACUACAGGAGAAGAUCUGCUCUCAUCAUGACAAACUGCUGGAGGUUUACUGUCGUACCGAUCAGCAGUGUAUCUGUUAUCUGUGUACAAUGGAUGAACAUAAAGGCCAUGAUACAGUGUCAGCUGCAGCAGAGAGGAUUGAGAAACAGAGGCAGCUGGGGAUGAGUCAGCAGAAGGUCCAGCAGAGAUUCCAGGAAAGAGAGAAGGAGCUGAAGGAGCUCCAACAGGCUGUGGAGUCUUUCAAGCGCUCUGCACAGGCAGCAGUGGAGGACAGUGAUCAGAUCUUUACUGAGCUGAUCCGCUCCAUUGAGAGAAGGAGCUCUGAGGUGAAGGAGCUGAUCAGAGCCCAAGAGAAGGCUCAAGUGAGUCAAGCUGAAGGACUCCUGGAGCAACUGAAGCAGGAGAUAGCUGAGCUGAGGAAGAGAAGCACUGAGCUGGAGCAGCUCUCACACACAGAGGAUCACAUCCAUUUCCUCCAGAGUUAUCAGUCUCUCUCCAGUAUCAGUGUAUCUUCAGACUUACCCAGCAUCAUUGUCCGUCCUCUUCAGUACUUUGGAGAUGUGAGUAAGACUGUGUCUGAACUGAGAGAGAAACUAGAAGACUUCCUUAAAGGAGAAUGGACCAAGAUCUCCACUACAGUGAAUAUAGUGGAUGUUGUACUGCCUCCAGAGCCCAAGACCAGAGAACAGUUGUUACAAUAUUCCUGUCAGCUCACACUGGACCCAAACACAGCACACACACUCCUCUCUCUGUCUGAAGGGAACAGAAAGGUGACCUUUACAGUCCAAUUCCAACCAUAUCCUGACCAUCCAGACAGAUUCACAUACUGGUGUCAGGUUCUGUGUAGAGAGGGUCUGUCUGGACGCUGUUACUGGGAGGUGGAGUGGACUGGUGAUGUUUUUGUUACAGCAGUCUCAUAUAAAGACAUCAGCAGAACAGAGAGAGGUAAUGAUGGUGCAUUUGGAUUCAAUAACAAGUCCUGGAGUUUAAAGUGCUCUAGUGGUGAUUAUUGUUUCAGACACAAUAAUGUUGAGACUCAAGUAUCAGGCCCUCAGUCCUCCAGAGUAGGAGUGUACCUGGAUCACAAGGCAGGUACUCUGUCCUUCUACAGUGUCUCUGACACAAUGACCCUCCUCCACAGAGUCCAGACCACAUUCACUCAGACCCUCUAUCCUGGGUUUUAUGUCUCUGGUUCUUCUGAGCUGGUUAAACUGUAGUAGGGUCCACAUAGAUACUAGUCAUGCUGGUGUAGUCUAUAGCUGAGCUGGUUAAACUGUAGUAGGGUCCACAUAGAUACUAGUCAUGCUGGUGUAGUCUAUAGCUGAGCUGGUUAAACUGUAGUAGGGUCCACAUAGAUACUAGUCAUGCUGGUGUAGUCUAUAGCUGAGCUGGUUAAACUGUAGUAGGGUCCACAUAGAUACUAGUCAUGCUGGUGUAGUCUAUAGCUGAGCUGGUUAAACUGUAGUAGGGUCCACAUAGAUACUAGUCAUGCUGGUGUAGUCUAUAGCUGAGCUGGUUAAACUGUAGUAGGGUCCACAUAGAUACUAGUCAUGCUGGUGUAGUCUAUAGCUGAGCUGGUUAAACUGUAGUAGGGUCCACAUAGAUACUAGUCAUGCUGGUGUAGUCUAUAGCUGAGCUGGUUAAACUGUAGUAGGGUCCACAUAGAUACUAGUCAUGCUGGUGUAGUCUAUAGCUGAGCUGGUUAAACUGUAGUAGGGUCCACAUAGAUACUAGUCAUGCUGGUGUAGUCUAUAGCUGAGCUGGUUAAACUGUAGUAGGGUCCACAUAGAUACUAGUCAUGCUGGUGGUGAUGGUCCCCAGAUGUGAUGAUUCAUUCUGCUCUGUUUUAUCUACAAUGAUUUAACUGAUUUGAUCUUCAGAAGAUGUUAUGAAUUAUAAUUCAAUGUUUUCAUAUUUUUGUAAUUGCAAUGUUUUAAUCUUGUACAUUUCCAUGAAUCAUGAUGUCUGGUGUUGAUGUAUAUUUGUUGUCAUUCAGAACCAUUGCUAUGUUUUCUCAGUUGGUUCUCUGUCUCUAUGUAAUUCUCCUCAGUAUCAUUGAUCAGCUUGUUGGUCCUAAUUGAUGUGUUCUCUGUCACCUGGAGCUGCAUGGAAAAUGGUCCAGGAACUAAAGGACAAUUCAGGACUAGUCAGCCCACUACAAGCUGGUAUCACUUACUUUCUACUAAACUAUAUGGACUGGUUUCCCAGACACAGAUUAAUCCUAGUCCUGGACUAAAAAGUAUGUUCAAUGUAGAUGUCCAGGAAACCGGCCCUAAAUGUGUCAUCUUUCAUCCUCCCAUACUGCUCAGUCCAGCAACAUUAAACCUGUCCAGCAGGUGGUGCUAUUGACCAAACAAUAAAACCAGCAGAUAUCUUGACUUGCCACUCAGUAUAUCAGUAAUGUUCAGAAUAGUACUUUAAUAUCAUUGGAGAUUGAUGGUCUUUUUAAUCCACUAUCCAGAGUCAGGAACAGAUGAAGUUAGGUCUGCUACUGUUCAGUGAUUAAAUAUGAUUUAUGGUGAUGGGAAAUAAUAAAAAACACUAAACUUCA